Molecule: messenger RNA, 4777 nt
Organism: Macrobrachium nipponense
Lineage: Eukaryota; Metazoa; Arthropoda; Malacostraca; Decapoda; Palaemonidae
Product: palmitoleoyl-protein carboxylesterase NOTUM-like
Molecular function (GO): hydrolase activity
Source: RefSeq, a predicted model, not a curated record
AUGAAUGAAAGUUCACAGUACAAUGAAUAUCCUACAAUAUCCUGUAAUAACCGACGUAUCCUUUAUCACACACCCACAGGAGGAUGGUACUGCUUUGACCGAAAGAGCUGCGAACAGCGUUGGCACGGCCUCAAACCCCUGAUGACCUCGCGAGGAUGGCCACCCACCCGUCAAGUCGGGGGAAUUCUUUCGCCUGACCCGAAGGUCAAUCCUCACUGGUGGGAGGCCAAUCACGUGUUCGUCCCCUACUGCUCUUCAGACUCUUGGUCAGGGACGAGAUACUCCGCAGAGAGCGCCGGCGGCUUCUCCUUCAUGGGAAGCGUCAUCAUAGAGAAAGUCAUCCAGGCCGUGGUCAGACUGAAUCUGACCCACGGUCAUAAAUUGAUCUUGGCUGGAAGCAGCGCUGGCGGAGUGGGAGCCAUGGUGAAUGUCGACCGCGUCUCUCAACAACUACUAGACCAAGGGAUCGAGGCCGAGGUUCGAGCCGUCUCCGACUCCGGUUGGUUCUUGGAUAACGAACCCUUCGCGCCCUUGGAGUGCCUCAACGCCCACAGCUGCCCGCCCGCCCUGGAGGCUAUCAGGAGAGGCCAGAAGCUCUGGCAAGGGCGGAUACCCACCAGCUGCCUUCAAGAAUAUCCGCAGCAUCCGUGGUACUGCUACUUCGGGUAUAGGGCAUAUCCUACCAUGAAGUCUCCGCUCUUCGUCUUCCAAUGGGUGUUUGACGAGGCUCAGAUGACAGCUGACAACGUUGGAAAGCCUAUUUCGAAGGAACAGUGGGACUACAUACACGGCAUCGGAGAGAGGCUUCGAAAAACGUUCGAAAACGUCACGGCUCUGUUCGCCCCAUCCUGCAUUUCGCACACUGUCCUCACCAAGAAGGACUGGACCAACAUCAAGAUAGGCGACGUGUCUCUACCUCAGGCUCUCAACUGCUGGGACGCCGCGUCGACAACAACCCUGAACGCUUUGUUUCACCAGAGGGAGAACAGGACCUCUGGACUGUCCCAGACCUCAUCCUCCUCAUCUUCAACAACGUCCAAACACAACAAAGUGCGACACCACAACGGAGGCAGCAGUAGUAGCAGUAGCAGUAGGAAUCGUCAACGCCAACAUCGUCAGAAGAGAACGCCCGGAAAAGCCAGGGGAGGGGCGGUAGGAAAGCCCGACCGCGGGACUCCUCAGCAGAGGAGCACCGGUCCCAAAGACACCAGAAUGGCAGGAAGUGACAGAGUACAAAGUAGCCAUUUAGAUCUUGUUCGCGGUGCUGCUGACAGCAGUGACUCAAGAAACGACAGUGCUGGCGGCCGUGUCAGGGAAGGUGCCCUAGUGAUAACUGCGAACAUUACCGUCAUAGACCCGGGCAGCACGCGAGCCAAGUUAGCACAGACACUCGACAGUGCCAACUACCAUCCUCAGGGAUUAAGUGGACCUAAUGUCCCCCACGGGGAUAUACAACAACCAAAGACAGGAGACGGAGGUGACAACAAAGAAGAAGAAGGAGGAGAAGACAGGAGUACCAGACGUCGUAACCGCAAGAAGAAGAAGAGGAAGAAGAAGAGGGGAAGAGGGAAGGAGAAGAAACGGAAGAAGAAGAGGCGGGAGCGCAGGAAAAAGCAAAAAGAGAGGAGGAGAAAGCAGAAGGAGAAGAGGAACAAGAAACGAACGCGUCUAAAAGGCGUUACGAAAACCAAAGAAACCCAGGGUGGUAGAGACAGGAGAAGCCUUCUACCACCUCCACCUGCUCCUUCUUCUUCUUCUUCUUCAGAGCAGUCCUCCGAUACCGAUGCUCUUCUCCUCCACCACCAGCCUGUCUCCUCCUCAUCUCCUCUGUCCAGCAGCACUAGUACUACUACUACUACCACUUUUCCACUUUCUGCCAUGCCUGAGUACCCCAAUAACGCUUUCUCUACGACAAAACGCACAGUCCAGCCCAAUUCUCCUGAUUCUUCUCUAUCUUCUUCCAACACCACCACCACCACCACCAGUCUUGUCUCUACCAUUGUACCCUCCUCCUCCCUCACAACACAAUCAGGGUCGCUGGAAAUGGGGGAGGAUGCCAUGGUGCCAAAACUAAACGAUGCCUACUCUGCAGACCUGUGCCCAGCCCAUACUCUGCACUUGACAGAUAACUGCGCCUGGCCCCACUGCAACUAUGCCUGCCCGAAGCUGCUCAAUCCUUUCACAGGUGAAGAAAUGAACUUCCUAGACCUACUGAAGAGUUUCGGUCUAGACAUGGCGAGUAUAGCAAACGCUCUUGGUAUCGAUAUACACACCCUCAAUUCUAUGGGCAACGACGAGCUCCUGCUGAUUCUUACGCAGUGAAAAGGGAUUUACUUCUUUAAAAAAACAUAUUUCAUUGCAGUUCCUGUCUACAACGAGCUUUCGACUAAGGAAUCAAACUGUAAAAGCAAUGGUUUCCCCACAAGAACUCGAGCAGCUUCUAUCCUCAUGAUUAUAAGUCUAAUGGAUUCUGUUUUUAUAUACUUCACAAAUCAGUUGUAUGCUAUAAAAACAGCAGUGACCUCUGUAUGUAACCUCGUUUCCUGUGACAUCACCAUACACAAAUACAUAAGUUUUAUACAUUACUGUUGGCGAAAUAUGAAAUAUUCAUAAGAAUAGAAGUGUCUCAAGGUAGCAUAGAUCCACAAGGUGAAAUGGGAUUAACCACUUGCUUUAGUUCAGUAAAUUGACCGAAUUUACAAAACAUUUUGAUUUAACGUAAUCUCUAGAGCCUUUAGCAUCUACUAGUACAACAUCCUAGUAAACUCAUCUAUUUUAAUAAUAAUUAUGUUUAAAAAGAUUUUUCCAUAAAAAACCAAUUUUGAGCUGCUAUCUUUAAACGUAUUUAUGUGAACAUCUGUUAAAUUCAUAAUAACAAAAGAUUUGUUGAUCUCCCAAAGUUUCGUUGGUUUAUUUCAAAUUACAAUUUUGACCACAUUAAACAACUAGAGUAUAACAAGUUAUUAUUUUAUUAAAAGUAUCAAAGUAAAUGCAUACAAAAAAUGGAUUCAUUUUACUUAUACAGCACCAGACAGCAAUUAAGUAUAUCUUUACUAAUUCUGUCAAUGAUCUAAAUAACAGUAGAUGCAUAAUUUUUGUCAGGUUAAACCCCCAGUUUACAAAUAUAUCAUGCUUCUCAAGUAAAACUAUCGUAAAGUAACAAUAAAGUAACAAAAAUUGCCACGGAACCAUUCCACCACUCGCAAAAAAAAUGUGAAAUUGGCCACCUUACCGAACAGUUUGUGUAAGCGCGUUGUCACUCUUAAAUGCUUCCUUCUACCCAGCAAAAUGAAACUGAAACUUGACGUGCACUUUUGCAUAAGAGUUAUAAUAGAUUAUCUCCAACAAAGUACAAAUAAGUUAUAACUUAAUUUCUUAGUCUUGUAUCUGCUAUGCCAAUGUUUACCUUUUAUUAAAUAGUAGGCCUACGCGUGUGGUGAAGAGCCAAGAUGGAAAGUUGAUAGACCUAUGAAGCUUUCAAGCUUGUGGUGUUUUCUUGGUAAUUCGACUUAUGUAGGCUGAUAUGUCUGCGUUAUACCACAACUUGACAGCUAAUAUAUUCGACAAAGACUUCCCAGAAAGUAUAUAACUACUUGGGAGUGAUUCAUGACAAAAAGACUUAACAGAAAGACCUUCAACUAAUCUGAGCAUCUAAAAGGGCUUACUUCUCCACACUCUGUCUAGGAACUUACACUUACUUUAAAUAUCUGUAUAAGACAUUCAUUCGUCUCCAUGUACAAUCAAUUCAGUUAUAGUAAUCUCCUUAAGGGUAGGUCGAAUUUAAAUGUAGAUCAACUGUAAACUACAAAUUGAAGCAAUGAACUACCUCGACUAGUCUCCCGCCCACCGUGUUGUCAAGAAGGUAUAAUUUAACCGUGUGGUGAUGUUGACAGCAUGUUGACUACAAAAUAAAAUGGUAUAUUUGCCUAAAAACUAAUAAACUCUUGAAUAAUGUUAACGGUUCUCCUCAUUGUUAGUUAAAUAAUGUAAAUUUAUCUGGACUUACAUAACAAGCACAUGCAAAGUUGACUAAACUACUGAUAACAAAGGUAAACAGAGAACCUACAAAUUUCAGGUAGGACUAACCGUUACAUCAAAGAGUUGCCUUCCAAGUAGUGUUUUACAUCUAAAAAACUGUCACCAGUAGCUGAAGCUUUUCACGAUGCAAGUAAAUUUAUUAGAAAGUGCUUCUUUCCUGUAAUAUUGAAGCCUACUGUAACAAUUUCAGUUUACAAACAAAACACGACCUAUUGACGGGCCAUUGACUACAUAAACGUGGUACACAUAUAAUAUCUGCCUAAUCUCUUAAGUAUGUAUAAACUCCCAUAGUCAAACUCCUUUAUAUUAUAUCCCAAAGCGGGUAGUAAACCUCUCCUCUUAUCUCACACACUUAUUUUUUUAGUAGGCUUACCCUCACCUUUACUUAGACCUAUGGUAAAAGAUUAAACUAGAAAAACAUUCUCAGUUUUCAUGUCACAGUGCAAAAACAAAAACAAAAAAAGAAAAAAAAACUUCAUCGCCUUUACUUACAAGAUAAAGGGGAAAUUAUUUUAGUAUAUUAAAGAUGUAGUGGAAAUUCCAAAGUUUAUAUAAAUGAGAAAAAUUAAUAUUUAUGUAUAUACUAUUGUAUAAAAAUUUUAUAUUUGUAGGCUGUAUAAUGUUGUCUCUAGCUUGUAAGAUUGUAAGCUUACCGAAUCUACCAAUCUACCUCAGUUUCAAGUGAAUGUUUACGUUUGUAGAGUAACAGAACGGCAUUAGCAAAUCACACUCAGACAAU